AUGUCUCUGCCAGUUCUUGACUUCUCUACAUUCUACCACGGCACGGCCACUGAGCGAUCUCAGCUUUCUAAGCACCUCACAGAGGAGCUUCGUAAGCAUGGCGCCGCUCGUUUGAUCAAUCUUGGAAUUAGGACCGAAAUGAUCACCGAGUGUUAUGCUUGGAGCGAACGGUUCUUUAAGCUUCCAGACGCUGAAAAGAACGCCAUUCCCAAUGAGAGAAACGCAGACCCCCAGAGCGGAUGGAGUUUUGUUGGCUCCGAGAAAACAUCCAAGCUCAACAAAGUGGACAAAAGCGGCAAGUAUCAAAUUGCCGUUGACGAAUCGGUACCACAGGACCUGGAAGAUGAAAAGGAGCACUUCGACUUUGCCCGUGGCGACGACCCCGAAUACCCGAGCAAGUGGCCUACGGAGGCUAGCAUCCCAGGCUUCCGCAACUUCAUGGAAGCCUUCCUGGAUGCCUGCCAGGACACCGGCCGUGCUAUCCUGGGCAGCCUCGAAGAAGGCCUAGAUCUGCCGCCUGGGAAUCUGACCAGCCACUGCGCCACACGCGUCGAUGAAGUGCGCCUGAACCACUACUCGCCACUGCCCGUGGGCAAACUCGGCGAUGGCAAACACCAGCGCGCGUGGCCGCACACUGACUUCGGCCUGAUCACGCUGCUGUUCCAGGACGAAGCGGGUGGGCUCGGGGUCGAGAACCGCGAGAAGCCUGGGACGUUUAUUCCGAUCACCCGUGAGUCUCCGACGGAGAUCGCGGUGCUUGUCAGUGAUUCCUUGGAGCACUUGACGAACAGCUACUUGGGCGCGGGGAUCCACCAGGUUGCGACGCCCGUGUUUAUGGAGGAUGUCAAGGCCGGGCUACUGCCGGAGCGCUUCUCCAUCGCGUGCUUUGUGAAGGCGGAUAGGCAUGUUAGUGUUGGCCCGUUGGACAAGUACAUCACAGAUCACAGCGGAGAACCCUCGGCUCUAUGGUGA
Hypoxylon fragiforme is the source of this 972-nucleotide messenger RNA. Its product is annotated as iron/ascorbate family oxidoreductase. The transcript is spliced from 3 exons. Lineage: Eukaryota; Fungi; Ascomycota; Sordariomycetes; Xylariales; Hypoxylaceae. The record is from RefSeq and is a predicted model, not a curated record. The coding region runs from base 1 to 972 and encodes 323 amino acids. Gene Ontology annotation, molecular function: dioxygenase activity.